UCCACACAGAAGCAGUGUAGCGCGCAGACAGGCGGCUGUCCUCGGAACGUGGGAAGUUUUCGCCAAAGGAUUCUGUCCAUAAAUUAAUCACCUUCAUGUCGACUCUGUUGGAUACCAACCCGCCGAUGCUAUGGUUACCUUUAUUACGAUCUUGCAGGUGAAUCUAGUGAUGUCCAUCCUGCUGUAUGUGAUGGUCCUAGUGUACCUCUAUGGUAUCCAGGCAACCAACAUGGACAGCAGUCGCCAGGGGCAACAGCAGCAGCAGCCAAGUCCGGACCCCCUAAACUCCCUCAUCAUCCAGCUGCUUCAGGCUGACCUGACCCGGGGGAAACCAAGGGGGAACCAGAACCAGAACCAGAACCAGCAGGGGAAAAGCAGAGACGCGCUGCCGCCACUCCUGAGCGCAAACUUUUCCUUGGAAGAGCAGGGCGACGCGGAGCAGUGGGGCGUGGAGGGACGCAGCGGCGGCGGCGGCGGCGUGAGCGCGAUGGAGAGCGCGAGGGAACCGCAGGUGAUGCUGCUAAGCUCCGACCUGCUCCGGCAGCACAAGCGCUACAACUCGCCGCGGGUGCUUCUCAGCGACCGGCCGCCGCUGCAGCCGCCGCCGCUGUACCUCGCCGACGACUUCGUGAGCAGCGGGCCGGACGGCGCGGCCGCGGCCGCGGCGAACCGCACGCGGAAGAAGCGCUACGCCGAGCACAAGAGCUACCGCGGGGAGUACUCGGUGUGCGACAGCGAGAGCCAGUGGGUGAUCGACAAAACCCAGGCGGUGGACACGCGCGGGGACUCGGUGGCGGUGCUGUCCAAGAUCAAAACCAGCGCCACGCAGGACAUCAAGCAGUACUUUUACGAGACGCGCUGUCGGACCCCGCGGCCCUUCAAGGGCGGCUGCCGCGGCAUCGACGACAAGAACUGGAACUCGCAGUGCAAGACGACGCAGACGUACGUCCGCGCGCUGACGCAGGUCCGCAACUCCAUUGGCUGGAGGUGGAUACGCAUAGACACGUCCUGCGUGUGCGCGUUGUCCAGGAAACGUCACAGGACGUAAACACACACAAUGCGAGCCCUGCUGUUUCCUGUGCACAACGCCCCCCACCACCACCACCACUGGAUUAUGGGUCACUGUGGUGAAGUACAGUACUCAGCUACAAAAUAAUACUUCUACUGAAGAAGUAUAACUGAAAUGUUUUUGUCUUUUUUAUGAUAUUUCACAUCAGUGCAGCACUGCUGUUACAGAAGAACUCACUUAGGAGGGUUUGGGGAGGGAGGGAGGGAGGGGGGUGUGUAACGGGAAACUGUACAUAUAAAUUAUUUAAAUUAUAUGAAAUGCAUGUAGUUUAUACAUGUUUAUCUAUCUAUAUAUGACGUAUGAAUAUAUUUGUGUUAUUUAUUGAAAAAGAUCAUGUUCAACAGAUAAAAUUAUGUUUAUUCUAGGAAUGAAGCAAGCUAUGAAGCUCAUUUCGAGACGACAAUGCAAAGCUGGGCUGCAAAGGUGCUUCACGGUGAAAUAAAUGACUUGAUAUGUGCCUUGACCGGUUUAGCUGCAGAGCACAGCCAGGACACGCCGCAAUUGUUGUCAGGGUGAGCCUGCAGCACAGUCACGUGGACCAAUACGAGGCCCACAUUCCUAGAAUUACCUUUUAGUGACACGGCUAUAUCAGCAGGUAUCGAGGCGUCCUGGGACCCCCACCGCAGAUUUCAGAAGUAUGAACACACGCACACUGCUGUCGAGGUUGACAACACCCUCAUGUACGCUGCAAAACCAUCAUCAUUUCAUUCAUUCCUCUGGGAAACAGUUCUUAAAAAAAUAAAUAACAGAAAAUCGUCUCGCUGGCAGUGACGGACAGAGAUUUACGAAAAUCAGGUCACCUUGAUGCUGAUCACUAUGAUUUACUCUCUGGUAACUGGUAUCAUGAGCUGUGUUUGUUUCCUUCCUAUUAAUAAAAACCUAUAUUUCGUAAA
This is a messenger RNA of Betta splendens (Siamese fighting fish), 1962 nucleotides long. RefSeq names its product neurotrophin 3 (gene ntf3). NCBI's taxonomy places the organism in Eukaryota, Metazoa, Chordata, Actinopteri, Anabantiformes, Osphronemidae. The coding region runs from base 131 to 1048 and encodes 305 amino acids. The transcript has 2 exons. Gene Ontology annotation, biological process: positive regulation of peptidyl-serine phosphorylation; regulation of neuron differentiation; memory. The record is from RefSeq and is a predicted model, not a curated record. Gene Ontology annotation, molecular function: growth factor activity; nerve growth factor receptor binding.